UGAUGGUAUGGUGAAUGAAGUCACUUUAUCCCAGGAAAUUUAUGAAACAAGAGAACCUGAUCCAUCAAUAAGGAACAACCCGGGCCCUUCAGUAAGGAACGACCCGGGCCCUUCAGUAAGGAACGACCCGGGCCCUUCAGUAAGGAACGACCCGGGCCCUUCAGUAAGGAACGACUCGGGCCCUUCAGUAAGGAACGACCCGGGCCCUUCAGUAAGGAACGACCCGGGCCCUUCAGUAAGGAACGACCCGGGCCCUUCAGUAAGGAACGACCCGGGCUCUUCAGUAAGGAACGACCCGGGUCCUUCAGUAAGGAACGACACGGGCCCUUCAGUAAGGAACGACCCGGGCCCUUCAGUAAGGAACGACCCGGGCCCUUCUUCAAGGAACAACUCUUCAACGAGGAAAAAGAAAAAAGUUGCAUACUACUCCCACAAGGAAAGAACGGCUAUCCUUGAUUACAUCAGCAAAACGAAGAGGUUCAAGGACAUAAAAGGCAGAUUGCUUUGGCAGGAUAUGGCAGAGGCCCAGAUAUGUCCUGGCAGAACAUGGCAGUCCUUAAAAGAACAUUUUCUUAAGCGCAUUAUUCCAAACCUCAGGCACACUGAGCCAUCCGACAAAGUAACAAAGCAUAUCUACUUCCCGUACACGGACUGCAGCACUAGAGAGAAUGCUGACAUUAUUCAUGGAAGUGAAGUGGAGAGACAAAACCAUGCAGUGGAAGAAAAUAGCAUACUUCCCAAAACAAACACUGGAGUUUCACAUAUGGAGGAAGAAGAGAGACAGGAGCCCCAUGUGGAAAUUUCUCCAGGAAGACAGAAUUGUUUGGAUUGUUCAGAGCCAUUUUCUGUAAACUUGCCAAUAUUUAUACAGGGUACAGGAAGAUGUGAAGAUGCAAUGUCUGAAGGUUUCCAACCCUUAGAUGUGGAUAAUGAGGAAGACGUGUCAACGGAUAUGUUCAUAGAAACUGAUUCAGAAAGGGAGGAGACGGAACAAUUCGAUCUUGAACUGGAGUCGGCGGAUUCGAGUGUGGAUGUUUGUGAAGAAACACAGGCCUCAGAACUGCAGGAUCACACACAGAGAGCACCAAAAAACGAUGAAGUCCAAACUUUUAUACCAGAAACAGAAGAUUUAGAUAAUGUAGAAAACUUGGAGGAUGUAAGUACUAGCAGGAACAAUGAAUUAGAAAUGGAAGAAAAUUGUAAGUCAAUUUCAUCACAAGAAACUAAUUGUGAUAUUAUUGAUGGUAUGCAAAACACUUUAUCUGAGGAUAAGCUGUUCAACACAGGAUCACUAGUUGAAGGUGUAAUCCCUGAUGCUAACUUUAACCAAAAUUUUUUAACAGACAGUGAAUCCAGUUGUGAAUCGGGGAGUUCAUCCUGUUUUUCGGGUUCUUUUAGUUUUGUAAUAAAAGAUGAGCAGAACCUGAAGAAUCACAUGAGAAGUAAUGAAAAAGAUGCCUCACCCUUGAAAGAUGAUAACACUGUGGCUCCCAUACAAAAAGACUCUUCAGAUGUAGAUACUAGCCCUGAAGAAAGGCAAAUUUCAUAUAUGGCAGCUGGCCAGCCCAAAACCAAGCAUAGAUCAAUUAGAUACACUAAAAGAGCCUUACGUGAACAGUAUUCAACAUCACCGGAAGAAAUAAAUCGCAUGCACCGAAAACGGUUCCAACCGUUGAAAAAUAAGAAAGGAUCAAGAUUUGCUUGUGACAUGAGCUCACCGCAAAGUGAAAUAGUAAUCCAAAGGCCAACACCAACAAAGCCUGAUAGGAAUCAUGUCCUUCAAGGAGCCUUAAGUGUGAAGCCUACCAGAACUACAAAGAGAGCAGCUUCUCCAGAGAAGAGAAAGAAACUAACAAAACUAUAUGACACGUAUGACAGUGAUAAUAUUGAGAGUGAAGAUGAUCACUCUUUUCUCAGCGAAGAUGACUUUAACACCAGUGAAGAUGAGGAGAUUCCUCAAAAAGGUGAUCAAAAUGCAUCUUUACCUGACAAGGCCUUAUAUAGAGACUCCUUCACAGGACGUUUUGAUCGUCUCUACAAUCCCACUACUGGAUGUAUACUAGGAGAUAAAAGAAGAUCUGUAAAUACCAUAAGAAAAAUUAGGCGUUAUGAACCUUAUUCCGUCAAAGAAGAUUUGGUGAUUAUCAAGUACAUUGAGAAACAUAAACUACAAGCAGCUGCAGGUGGCAUAGAAAUGUGGCAAAAUAUGGAGAGAGCUGGUAUUUUACAAA
Homarus americanus (American lobster) is the source of this 2231-nucleotide messenger RNA. RefSeq lists its product as uncharacterized. The record is from RefSeq and is a predicted model, not a curated record. Gene Ontology annotation, cellular component: shelterin complex. Gene Ontology annotation, molecular function: telomeric repeat DNA binding. NCBI's taxonomy places the organism in Eukaryota, Metazoa, Arthropoda, Malacostraca, Decapoda, Nephropidae. The transcript has 6 exons. Gene Ontology annotation, biological process: telomere maintenance via telomere lengthening; regulation of DNA-templated transcription. The annotation marks the transcript as partial.